CCCAUGUUUGUUUUGGAAGAGUGAUUGGCAUGUGUUGUCUUUUUUAAAUAUUAUUUUUUUUCUGUUUUAAUAGGAAUUGUACAGAUUGCUAAUUUAGCUAGCAACUGCUAGCCAGCUAGCUUCUUAGCAUAGCAUCUUCUUCAAGAGGCACGUUGACAUUAGCCUGCCAGCUAGCAAGAUCUUAGGAUCGCUAACGUUAGCGAACUGUCACACAAUUACACACCGUCUCGUCGUCAAGAAAUUGCGGUGUGAAGCUGGUCGUUUUAAGACGCUGUCUUUUAUGGGAUCACCAUGUCAAUGAAGGCCGGUGGAAAUCGCAGCAAGCCCGGCGGUGGCAACGCCGCUGGUGCCCCUGCCUCCGGUGCCGGAGGAAGCGGCGGUGGAAGACAGAAUCUGGGCAGGGGAAGACACAGUGGUAAAGGUCCUGCAGCAGUCAUUUUCAAUGGUGUAUAUGCAAAUAUGAGGAUGGUCCAUGUCUUGACGUCAGUGGUGGGGACCAAGUGUGAGCUGAAAGUGAAGAACGGAGCAGUCUAUGAAGGAGUAUUUAAGACAUAUGGUCCAGAGUGUGACUUGGUGUUGGAUGCAGCCCACAGAAAGAGCCCAGAGCCGAGCAUAGGUCCCAGGAAAGAGGAUAUUGUGGAGAGCAUCAUUUUCAAGGCCUCAGAUGUGGUAGUAGUGACCUUCAAAGACGUGGACCUGAAUUUCGCCAGGAAAGACAACUUCACAGAUGCAGCGGUGAGUGGUAGGAUCAAUGGUGAGCAUAAAGAGAAAGAUCUAGAGCCCUGGGAUGGAGGAGAGACCCACAACUCUGACAGCCUUGAGUCUCUCGAUACAGAUGUGUCAAAUGGGUGGGACCCUAAUGACAUGUUCAAGUACAAUGAGGAGAAGUAUGGAGUCUUGUCUACAUAUGACAGCAGCCUGUCCACAUAUACGGUCCCCCUGGAGCGGGACAACUCAGAGGAGUUCCUCAAGAGGGAAGCGCGUGCUGCCCAACUGGCAGAGGAGAUUGAGGCCAGUGCUACAUACAAGGCCCGUGUGGCCCUGGAGAAUGAUGACCGCUCUGAGGAGGAGAAAUAUACUGCUGUGGUGCGAGGGGAAAGGGAGACUCACACACUUAGCAGAGAGAAUAAGUACAUUCCUCCAGGUCAGAGGAACAGGGAGGCGAUGUCAUGGGGGCCGGGACGCCAGAAUUCACCUCGUCUGACUCAGAGCUCAGCUGGGCCCUCAACUCCUCGACCAGGACCUCAUGACUACAGUCCCAGCUCCGGUGCUGACCAGAGGGUGGUGAACGGAGGUUCAUCCCAUUGGCCCUCACCCUGUCCGUCUCCUUCCUCCCGCCCCCCCUCUCGUUACCAGUCUGGCCCCUCCUCCCUGCCUCCUCGGGCAACCACGCCCACCCGGCCACCCUCCAGACCCCCCUCUCGACCUUCCAGGCCUCCCUCUCAUUCAUCCCACCCCUCCUAUCCCUCCUCCUCAUCCUCCUUUUCCCACCAUGGGCCCACGUCGCCAGCCUCCACUCUGCCCAAACGCAUGUCUUCAGAAGGUCCACCCAGGAUGUCUCCAAAAUCCCAGCGGACGCCUCGUGCUCACAGAGUGCCACCCAGCCGGACCACUGGUGUCCCUCCAGGAGUGGACUUAAUUUCCCACAAUGCCCCUGGGGAGGUACCAGUGACUCCCCCAACUAGGAGCAACUCCUCUGGAGGCACAUGGUCCUCAGUGGUUAGCGGAGCUCACAGACCUCGCUCCCCCCGACAGAAUAGUAUGGGUGGGGCGUCCCCUGGCUCCUCCUCCCUCCCGUCACCCCAGACAGGAACAGCUCCUGUGGAAACUGCUGCUACACCAACAUCAGUUUCCUCUCCUACUGCUGCUAGCCCUGCUCCCAACAUGGUCGCCUCUCCAUCAGGAGAUGCAAAAGAGUGUCGUGUUCAGGAGACAAGACAAACAUCCCCCACGGCAAACAAGGAGAACAUCAAGCCUUUGGACAGCUCACCUAGUAUCACCAGACCAGUCUGUAAAGGACCCCCUUCUAUGGCACCAGACCACAGAAAACAAAUAGAUAAUUUAAAGAAAUUUAGUGUAGAUUUUAGGUUGCAGUCUAGUUCAAACCCAGACCCUGCCUUUGACCAGAUGAUGACCAAGCCACCCAGAGAUCAAGCAGACAAGCCUAAAGACCUUCCCCUGGACAAAGCCUCCACAGUGGGGCGAGAGGGCACUGAAGAGGGUGUUGUAGGGAUUGCUGCUGGCACCCCCGGUGGUGCCCCUGCUCCAUCCACUACCACCACAAACACCAGUAAGCCUGGCAGCCCUGCUGCACUGUCCCCGUCUCCCUCAGCCCCGGACCAAAAGAGGGCAGGGCUGGAUGUGACAUCGCAGGGAGUUCAGACGACAUCCACAUUCAGUGGACCCAAGCAUGAAGAGAAAGAGGAGAAAAAGGAGGCUGUACAAGAUCAAGUGAGAAAAUCAACCUUGAACCCAAAUGCCAACGAGUUCAAACCCAGGUUCAAUACACAGCCCAAACCAGCCAACACCCCAACACCCCCCCGGCCUCAGGGCCAGCCCAGCCCCUCCAUCGUGGUCCAGCAGCCCCCGGCUGUUUACAGUCAGACAGUCUGCUUCCCCCAGAUGUAUCCCCUCACACCAGUCAGCCCUGGAGUGCAGUCUCCAGCUAUGUACCAGGUUCAGAUGCCUCAUAUGACGGUCAGCCAGUCUAAACCCUACAGACCAGUACCCAACAUGACCCAGCAGAGGUCAGACCAGCACCACCCACCAGGCACGCCCACCAUGAUGCACCCAGCGACGGCAGCAGGACCACCUAUUGUAGCACCAAGCCCUGCCUACUCUACCCAGUACUUCACCUGCAGCCCGCAGCAGUUCACCAGUCAGCCGCUGGUCCAGCAGAUGCCUCACUACCAGUCACAGCCGCAGCAUGUGUUCAGUCCGGUAAUGCAGGGGAGCGCCAGGAUGAUGGCACCUCCUACGCACGGACAACCCAGCCUCGUCUCUUCCUCAACUACACAGUACCCAGAGCAGACACACACCAUGUAUGUGUCUCCAGGGCCGAUGCCUCAGCAGUACCCCCACCCCAGCGCCACCUUGCACCCUCAUCCACAGCACCCCCAGCCCUCUGCCACGCCUACAGGCCAAGCCCAGCAGGGUGGUCCCCCACAACAUGGAGGUCCUCCUAGCCAUCCAGCUGCCAGCCCAGUCCAGCACCCACAGCACCCGCAGGCAGCAGCAGCGGCAGCAGCAGCCCAGGCCCUCCACCUGGCCAACCAGCCCCCACAGCAGCAGAUGUACUCGGCCUUGGCGCCCACGCCCCCCUCCAUGACCCCGGGGCCCAACCCUCAGUCUCCCCAGGCAUCGUUCCCCUCUGCCCAGCAGACUGUCUAUAUCCACCCGCAGCAGGUGCAGCACGGCUACAACCCCAACCACAUGGCACACGUGCAGCAGGCCCAUAUGCAGUCUGGUAUAGUACCGUCUCACCACCCGGCACCCACCCACCCCCCGAUGAUGCUGAUGGCUACCCAGGGUCCUCCAGGGGGUCCACAGCCACCCAUGCCCCAGACUGCCCUCAACCCCAUCCCUGUUUCCUCCACCACACAUUUCUCCUACCUGGCACAUCCACAAGAACGAAGACUGGAUAUUGUCAGCUUUUACACUGAAGGCACAUUAGGAAGAAAUCUCUUGCAGCCUCAUCAUCAGCAGCAGCUGUAGAUAGAGGGCGCCAGUGAGCUGAGGGACCCGCUCUGCGUCGCGCUUCUCAACCAGAGCCUUCAUAACCAGGCGAUGAAGAGAAUGAGAGCCCUCCCUCUCCUCUCUUUCCUCAUCCUCACCAGACAUGCUUCACAUCAGCUUUUCUCUUCCUUCCCUCCCCUCCCCUCCCCUCCCUCCC
Molecule: messenger RNA, 3892 nt
Organism: Seriola dumerili (greater amberjack)
Lineage: Eukaryota; Metazoa; Chordata; Actinopteri; Carangiformes; Carangidae
Gene: atxn2
Product: ataxin 2
Exons: 25
Coding region: 292-3714 (1140 amino acids)
Biological process (GO): cytoplasmic stress granule assembly
Cellular component (GO): cytoplasmic stress granule
Molecular function (GO): RNA binding
Source: RefSeq, a predicted model, not a curated record